Molecule: messenger RNA, 408 nt
Organism: Aspergillus pseudonomiae
Lineage: Eukaryota; Fungi; Ascomycota; Eurotiomycetes; Eurotiales; Aspergillaceae
Exons: 2
Coding region: 1-408 (135 amino acids)
Biological process (GO): mycotoxin biosynthetic process
Source: RefSeq, a predicted model, not a curated record
AUGCCAAUAUCCUUCAAACGCAUGAGAGACUACACCUACGAGAAACUAAACAGCAAUGAACCACCAAGACCAUUGGACGUGUUCCACUCCCUCCACUGCCUAAACUACAUCCGCAUGCACCUAGAUAAAGAUUACUACUCCGCUCACCUUGAACAACACGACGGGUUUCUGCGGAACGCGUCCCAUAUGCCGCAUAACUGGGGCCAGGUCCAUCUGCAUCACUGUCUGGACCAGGUCGUGCAGUCUGUGGUUUGUCAUGCGGACUUGUCGCCCGUGCCCAUGUAUGGGUGGAAGGGGGUGCCGGUUUUCUUGGGCGUCGGGCAGACGCAUACGUGUCGGAAGUGGGAGUCUAUACGGGAGUGGAUGGAUGCGAGGAAUGAGGUUUCUAAGCCGCUUGAGGAGAAAUAG